ACUGCCAAGGUUUUGUCCAUAUUUGAGGAGCGUUAGACACAGCAUCUAAGAAGCUUGUUAAACUGAAUGACGCCGUAGAACAAAGCUUAAAUUCUUCGUAUAAUCAAUGGUACAUCUCUAGGACCAGCUUUGAUAACUCCGAUCUCUUUGGGAUCUCGAAAUCAAAGCCCUACAGACUAUCAAUAUGGCGUACUGCAGUUUGGCAUUUGUCUGGAUUGUUUUUGUGGUACCUUGGCUGACUUGUUCUUUGACUUCUGGCGAAAAGGAGCCCAAAUGUCUUGGGGAAUUUAAUAUUAUCUUUAUUCUAGACAAAUCCUCCAGUGUCCCAACAUAUAAUUUCCAAAAGCAAACUGUAAACUUUGUUGAGAACAUUACCAAUAGUUUUAUAAGUCCUGGAAUCUCAUUUAUUACAUUUUCUGGUCCUGGUGAAGCUAAAGUUGAAAUGGACUUAACAAGAGACAGAAACAAAAUAAAGAAGGGACUUGAGGACCUCCGCAAGGUACAACCUAAAGGAACCACGUACUUGGCUGGUGGAAUAGCAAAGGCAAAUGAUCAAAUAAUCAGAUUAGGUCAUCAGACUGCUAGUGUUGUACUUAUUGUUACAGAUGGCCGGGUUUAUGAUAUUCAGGAAUCAGUUCAGCAGGGAGACAAAGCAAGAUCGUUAGGUGCAUCCUUGAUAACAGUUGGUGUUGGAGCGUACGUACUGGAACAGCUUAAAGAAAUUGCCAACAAAACAUCCGAGCAAUUUGUCUUUGUUGGAGACAAGUUUGAUUCUUUAAGAGGCCUAAUCAAGACGAUUAUUGAAAAGGCGUGUAUUGAAAUAGUUUCAGCCGACCCUUCUGAAGUCUGCAUCGGUGUCAAUUACACGAUAACGUUGUCUGGGAGAGGAUUUACUAAGACAAAUAACUUAGACAAUGUCAUCUGUAGCUACAGGUUCAACGACACGUACCGCCAAGUUCAGAAACCCACGAUAGUCGAACCAAACCGGUUGGUGUGUCCAGGAUUCAUAGUAAAUGACACUGAUAGAACGAUCACUUUACAAGUGUCUGUGAAUAAAGGGCUGACAUUUGUGUCCAGCAAUGUCACCUUGAAAUCCUUGUCUUGUACAACACCAAUACCUACUUCAAUAUCAACUUCAAAUACAACUGCUGUUGUUGUUAAUCGGGGACCGCGUAGCAAAAGUAAUGUUGGCUUGGCUGUAUUCCUUGUGCUGUUAUUCCUUUUUCUCAUCUUGUUUCUUCUCUGGUGGUUCGCACCUCUUAUCUGUAAACCGAAACCAAAGCCAGCCAAGUACAAACCGGCACCACCGGCACCACCACGACCACCACCUCCACAAGCCAAAAAA
Messenger RNA from Actinia tenebrosa (Australian red waratah sea anemone), 1345 nucleotides. Its product is annotated as anthrax toxin receptor 2. Gene Ontology annotation, molecular function: signaling receptor activity. NCBI's taxonomy places the organism in Eukaryota, Metazoa, Cnidaria, Anthozoa, Actiniaria, Actiniidae. The record is from RefSeq and is a predicted model, not a curated record. Gene Ontology annotation, cellular component: membrane.